Molecule: messenger RNA, 1295 nt
Organism: Spinacia oleracea (spinach)
Lineage: Eukaryota; Viridiplantae; Streptophyta; Magnoliopsida; Caryophyllales; Amaranthaceae
Product: photosynthetic NDH subunit of subcomplex B 2, chloroplastic
Exons: 3
Coding region: 66-1184 (372 amino acids)
Biological process (GO): carbohydrate metabolic process
Cellular component (GO): cytoplasm
Molecular function (GO): carbohydrate binding; glucose-6-phosphate 1-epimerase activity
Source: RefSeq, a predicted model, not a curated record
AAAAAAAAAAAAGAGGAUGAGUAACUUCUAUCUAACCUCAUCAUCUACGGCCACUGAUACCUUCUAUGGCCUCUCUACUACCAUUCUCCCUCCUCAAACCCACUACAAUCUGCAAAGCCUCAUCAACCGCCGCACCACCGGCUGCUCUCGUUGAGUCUCUCAACGACCAGUUUGCAAGAAAAGGCAUAAACUUUUUGGAAUCAACUGAUACAAGUACAAAUAUCAGCAGUCCCAUUGUUGAGCUUAGUGUUAGAAAUGGAAGCUCAUUAAAGCUGCAACUAUCCAAUGCUCAUGUUACCUCAUAUAAGCCUAAAGUAUACUGGAAAGACGACGGUUUUGAAGAGGUUUUAUACACACUUCCACUAUCCAAAGGUGGAAUUGGCUUAGUGCUUAAUGAUGUGACUCAACCUGUUACAACAACUAAGAAACCUGAUCCUUUCAGAAGGUCUGAACCUGCUGCUGCUGCUGCCGCUAAAGGGUCACUGCUUGCAGGAGCUGAAUGGUCUGUCAGAGAUGUUGAUUCUGAUUCUUUUGAUGCUGUCCAGGUUGAAUUGAGUUGCACCAGUGGAAGUCUUGAAAUAACAUAUGUAGUAUCAUUGUAUCCUGAAAGUAUGGCAUCAGCAGUUCUUGUGAAAAACAAUGGGAACAAGGCGAUAGGUCUUACAAGUGCAAUACUGAGCCAUAUCCAAUUCAAAAAACGUUCAGGCUCGGGAAUACAAGGACUGCAAGGUUGCUCUUAUUGUUCCCACCCUCCUUUAUCUUCACCCUUUGAAAUUGUUUCUCCGGCUGAGGCCAUGAAAGCUGAGGACCCCGGCAUGUUCUCAUUCAGUUCUGAAUCUCCUAGCAAGCUUGGUGAAUGGACUACGCAAGAAGUGCCUAUUACCAUUUUGAAAAAUAAGUUGAGCAGGGUUUAUACAGCUCCUCCUUCAGAGAGAUCAAAGAAAUUCUACAGAACAACACCAUCAAAAUAUGAGACGGUUGAUCAGGGAAGGGAGCUUGUGUUUCGGGUGAUAAGAAUGGGUUAUGAUGACAUAUUGGUGUCAAGUCCUGGAUCUUUAUCAGAAAAAUAUGGCAGGGAUUACUUCAUCUGCACUGGCCCUGCUUCAAUCUUGGUACCAGUCACUGUCAACCCAGGAGAGGAGUGGAGAGGGGCGCAGGUUAUCGAGCAUGAUAAUCUUACAUAACUUAUAAUUACGUACAUCCCACUGUAAUUAAAGAUGUGUCAUUGUAACACCAUUUAUCACGUUCAACAUAUACUGGCUUCAUAAAUCAUUUAUCCAUGUGACUUUGUGGAA